GUUGUGCUGCUGGGUGUGUUGGUGCUCCUGGGAGGGGUUAUGAUUACACUGCAGUACCCGUGACUCGUAAUGUAGACUGUAGUCACACCCCGGGUGAGAGACAGGUGUUCGGGCUGGGUGCACAUGCCGUCAGUGAGUCGAGGAGCGCCGAUGGCAUUAUCUCGUGAGCUGUGCGCUCACCGGCAGCUCGACGGGCGCUGCAGCAUGCACAAUGCUUUCGGCUGUCGUACGGACUCUAACGUUACCUUCAGGAUCACGUAGAGGCGACCCGGGUGUUGCGCAGCCCAGCUUGUGAUUGAUCAGCGUGGUUAUUAUGGCUUCAAGCUCCGGGAAGAUGAACCAGACCCCCGGCGGCAGCGGUGCAUGUAACGGGACCGCUAUUGCGGAUAUCCCCAGUGUGAAUGUAGAGCAUGAACUGUUUGAUUAUCAAAUGCACAGGAAAAUGUGCAAGAAAAUAGCGCAGCUGACAAAGGUGAUAUAUUCCUUAAACACUAAGAAUGAGGAGCAAGAGGCAACUCUGCAGUCGCUUCGCCGUGUUGCCACGGAGACGCAGGGCAGCCUCCAGCCAACCACAGGUCAGGAUGAGGAAGAAGAGGAGUCAGCAUCUAUUCUGAGGACACGCCUUCUAGAGCUGCAGGCCACUGUAGAGGAAGUGGAGGAGCGUGGACAGAGGGCUGAAAUUGAGUGUGUGGAGCGCAUAGCUGUGUUAACCCAAGAGACGUCAGAUCUGCGCAGAGACUACCAGAAUCUGCAGACAGAGAGAGACAACCAACACAAAUUACUACAACAAACACAGGAAGAAAACAAGCGCCUAGAGAGCGAGUGCCAAGAGCUACGCAGAGCCAGAGAUGAAGAGAGAAAGCGAGAGGAGGAGGAGAAGAUGCAUAGAGUGGAGGAGGAGAGGAAGAGACAGUCACAGGAGAGAAAAAGACUAGAGGAGGAGUGUGAAGAAAGGCUGAAAGCCGUGAGAAAGGAGCUUCAGGCUUGCAGGGAGGAGAAGGAGAGAGCGGAGAAGGAAUGGAAGAGAGAUGUGGAGGAGUGGAAGAGGAGAAUGAAGGAGAUGGAAGAAGAGAAGAGGGAGGAGCAAAAGGCAGCUGAGAAGACACUACAAAAGAGCCUCAAUGAACACAUCAACCAAUGGCACCAGAGAGAGCAAGAAAACCGCAAGUCCCAGAAUGCAACACUUCAGCAGAGGCUGAGAAAAGCCGAGACAGACUUGGAGGUUCAAGAACAGAGGCUGAAUGAGAGCAACAGACACUGCAGCAAACUUCAGGAGAGAGUAGAGGAGCUGGAGGAGCAGUUGGAGGAUGGGCGUCGCCAGGUGGCUGAGGCUGAGGGUGUGGCGAAGAAGGCAGACGAGGAGUUAGCUGUAGCCAAAGAGCGAUUAUUACUGCAAGAAAAUGAGCUACAGAGCAAGUCAGAUGAGUUAAUGAGUCAGAGUUCAUCUCAGGUGAGGGUCUCUGCUGAAGUGAAAGAGCUGAGGUCUCAACUCAGUCGUCUCAACAUUAGAAACAAAGAGCUGGAGCUUCAGAACAGCGGCCGGUCCAAUGAUCACGCCCGCAUGCUCAAACAGCAUGCAGAUGCUCUAUCCUCUAUGCGUCUGGAGCUGCAGCGUGCUCACACUGAGGAGAUCAGGCGCCUUCAGCAGGAGGUGGAGAACGAAAUAAAGAAUGACAGACAGGAACUGGAAGAAGAGAAGAAACAGGUGCAGCAGAAGAUGGAAGAAGAGAAAGUGAGGCUGAAAGAACAGCUUCGGAAAGCACUGGAAGAAGUGAUACGCAAACACGCCAGUGAGCUGCGGCAUGCACACGCAAUGCUGGACGCAGAGAAGAAGACGACGCAACAGGUUGAGGAGCAGAUGAAAACCAGAGAAGAAGAGAGAAAGGCUUUAGAGACAGAGAGGGAAGAGCUACGCAACCAACUACAGCUGUCCAACAGAGAGAUGGCGAAAUUGGAGGAGGUUAUUCAGACGCUGGAGAGAGAACGAGAAGAGGAGAAGGAAAGGGCAAAAGAGCGAGAGCAGGAGUGCGCAGAGGUGAAGCGGCAGACAGCAUGUGGCCCGGAGUGUGUUCGAGUGAGAGAAGAACUGGAAAACACACGCAGCAGCAUGCAGCAAAUACAGGAGGAGUUUGCUGCAAAGAAGGAAGUGUUACAGGCAGAGAUUUCUGCUCUACAGCAAGAGAGAGACAUUCUACAACAGUCCAAUCACAGUGUAGAGGAGAGGAUCAGGCUACAGUUUGAGAAGCAGUUCUCUGAUCAGAUCAUGGAACUGAAGAGAGAAAGAGAGGAAGAGAUCAGAAAGAUGAACCAACAGUGGCAACACAGAGUAGAAGAACUGCAGACACAGUUGGAGGAGAGGAGAGCACUCUCAGAGAAGAUGGAAGGAGAGAGAUGUUAUGGUAAUGGAGAGAUAAAGCAAAUGAAGCAGGAGAUCCAGAAGACGAGAGAUAUGAACAGCUCGCUCAGAUCUCAGCUUCACUCCACCAUUCAGGAGAAAGAGAGACUGAUGAGGCAGCAGCUACAGGUGGUAAAAGAGGAAGAUGAGGGCGAGGAGGAUGGAAGGGCUGCGGGAGAGAGGGAAGAGGAGAGGGAAAAGCGGGGGUGGCGUGAGCGAGAGGAGGAAAGGUUAAAUCACCAGCGUGCUCUUCAGGCCCUGGAAGCACAAGCCCAUGAGGAACUUCAGUCGGAAAGACAGCGCUUGCUCACACAGCACAAACUACAGCUGGACAAGCAGAAGGCAGAGCUGACCCAGCAGCACACUGAGUGGGUGAGACAGGUCACCCAGAGACACAUGCAGCAGAUCGAGGACCUUCAGAACGAAAUACACACAUACACACAAAUGAUGGCCUUGCAGCAGGAUCUGAAGCAGCAAAACCGCUUACAGUCACUAGAGAGACAGCUGGAUGAGAAGAGCAGCGAGGUUCAGGAGCUAAAAAGAGAGAACGAAGAUCUGAAAGAACGCAUGAGUGCAAAAAGCGCACAGAGAGAAGAACCAGAUGACCACAAACAUAAACACGAGAGUUUCUCGGAGGAACAAGAUGAGGCGGGUGAAGCGGUUGGGUCGGAUCACAGGAAUAACAUGGAGAGUGUGAAGAGAGAGCACAGAAUGGAGAUCCAGACCAUAAUAUCAGACUUCAGCACCGCCCAAACACGACUACAGGCCCGCAUAGUUGCCUUGGAAACAGAGUUAAGAGAAAGGGAAGAAAGGGGAAAGAGAAGAGUAGAAAACCUACACACCAUUGCUAAACUACAGGACAAGCUAAGCGAGAGAGACCAACUCAUCAAAAGUCUAGUGGAGGACCUCCACCAGCUGUCCCAGCAUCCACCUCUGUGCAGCGACGAAAUAUUGAAGCCUUAUGACUCUAGGACACAAGCAGGGACCCUCACGCCUACUAUGAAGAAAAAGGGGGUUGAAGAAACUAGCAUCCCGAACCUCUGCUCAUACGAUGGGGGGUCACCCAAGGCUAAAUGUUCACCGGUUAUGGAGCGUGGAUUACCCAGUCUGGAGCAGAGCGGGCGAGGCACCACCCUAACAAGGACACCCCCCCCCACCCCCCCUCAUGCUGAACACAGAGCCUCUAUCAGACACAACUGUCCACCUUCACAAGAGGUGCGACAUCAGCCGCAGCUUAAAAUCAGCUACAGCCAGCACAUCAGGACUCCUGCUGAGCAGAGGGUUAUUGAAACAGGGUCUGAUGGACAAGACCCUCAAAAGCAGGAGUGGUUCACCAAAUACUUCUCUUUCUGAGGUCCCACAAACCUUCGGCCAUAUCUGUCCCAACAUUUUGAGAACAAGCUCACCAAAGUCUCCUUUUUCUGCAUAAUUACACUCAACUGCAAGCUAACACCAAAUAAGCUUUUCUACAGGAUGCAUCUCAAUUUUAUCCUGUUGAACGAGCGGCAGCACACAGGUUCAGUGUCUUAAAAUGUCACAAAAAAUGAAAUGAGAUUAUGCAUUAAACCAUGAAGAACUCAUCAGAACGAUGAAGGACAACGGGACACUAAUGUCAUAGUGGGUGGGCAUGGAGGUGACUUCAAAUGUGGUGUGAAAUGCUAACUUUUCUUAAAAAAAAAACUGUAACUAUCUCAAUAUAAUUCAUGUAUAUCAAUAAAUUACAUAUUUUUGUUUUUUUAAA
Sinocyclocheilus anshuiensis is the source of this 4136-nucleotide messenger RNA. RefSeq names its product family with sequence similarity 184 member B (gene fam184b). The transcript has 19 exons. Lineage: Eukaryota; Metazoa; Chordata; Actinopteri; Cypriniformes; Cyprinidae. The record is from RefSeq and is a predicted model, not a curated record. The coding region runs from base 314 to 3748 and encodes 1144 amino acids.